AGCGAUCCUAUAGAAUGUGCCCUAGAUCUUAUGAGACGUCUUCCACCACAAAAAACUGAAGGAAACCUUCUACAACUCAUAGAUCUUGUACCUCAUCUUCAUGAAGAUAUAAUAAACGCUGUUGACCAACCUUUAAAAAUUGGUAGAUGUAAAAAAGAGGGAAAGGAUUAUAUUUUAUGUGCCUUUAACAAAGAUGGAGAAUCAUAUCGCUCUCCUUGGUCAAAUAAAUAUGACCCAUAUAUCGAUGAUGCCAUAUUCCCAUCUUCAAGAAUACGUAAAUUAGAAGUAGCUGCCAAUGAGGCAUUUAAUACAUAUCGAGAGAUGUACUAUGAAGUUGGUGACGGCGUUCGUAAAAUGAAAGGUGUAUGGGACUCUAUUCAUGUCUUUAAAGCAAAUGAGCGUGGUCGCAAAGCUCAAUAUAAAUUAACAUCUACUGUCAUGCUUUAUACAAUUACAAAUAAAUCUGAUCUUGGAAAUAUGAAUUUAUCUGGAAGUAUGACAAGACAAGUAAGGCCAAAAAUUUGUGAUUUUGAGGCAGAAUAUCCAUUUGAUGACCCCUCAGCACAUAUCGCAAAUAUUGGUCGUAUGGUUGAAGACAUUGAACUUAAAAUGCGUAAUUUGCUUCAAGAAGUUUAUUUUAGUAAAACAAAAGAUAUAGUUAAUGGUUUACGUUCAGUAAAUUCCCUUAUCGAAGCACAAAAACAAAUGGAAGUUCAAAAGGAGUUGGUUGGGAAGUUAUUAGAAAGAAAAGCAUGA
This is a messenger RNA of Entrophospora sp. SA101, 756 nucleotides long. Lineage: Eukaryota; Fungi; Glomeromycota; Glomeromycetes; Entrophosporales; Entrophosporaceae. The record is from the annotation of a GenBank genome assembly.